Molecule: messenger RNA, 3593 nt
Organism: Osmerus eperlanus (European smelt)
Lineage: Eukaryota; Metazoa; Chordata; Actinopteri; Osmeriformes; Osmeridae
Gene: caln2
Product: calneuron 2
Cellular component (GO): trans-Golgi network membrane
Molecular function (GO): calcium ion binding
Source: RefSeq, a predicted model, not a curated record
AGUGUGAUAAUGGAUGGAAGUGUGUGAGAAAGAAUUUGUUACGGAAGGCGUGCCUGAGUUUUUCUGUCCUCCCAGUCUCCUGGGUUGACUUGGCGGGAUGGCGCACGGCAGGCAUAUAGCCUAUGGAGUUCAGUCGCGCAGUCUAUUUACUUCGGACGCUCUGCGGGGUUGGUUGUUGGAUAAAAUACAUCUCUUCCACUGACACUACUCGAUGGAGGCUCACUGUGUCCUCUUCACUAGCUAACGUCUCUUUGUCAAAGUAGCCUACAGAACCAAGGGCACCUACAGAUCCACGCCUGCUCGGAGUCUCGUUAAAAGAAACGGACGUUCUUCGGUCUCCGGUCGCAUGUUCGUGCAACGGAAGACAUCAGAGAAAUCCAGGUAGCUCAGAUGCUGAAGAUGGGACUGGAGAGGUCGGUACUCGUAGAGCUGCCGUUGCGGCAGGUGGAUGUCCAUUCUUCACCUCCGCGUGGUUUGUCAGAAGAUGAGCCACGCGCAAUGGGGGGCGACGUUAUGGAAAGCCAUGCGAGGGCGUCAGCAGAGAUGUCAAUCACGGUAGAAUACAGCCCCGACGGGGGGAAAAUGCCGUUUCACCAUGUACGGGCAGGGCUGCUCUACACAGGGAACUAUCUGAGUCGCUCCUUAUCCGAGACCAGCGAGGCUUUCCAGCUCACCAGCAUCUCCACAGAAGAGCUCGGAGAGAUCAGGGAGGCGUUCCGGGUGUUGGACCGCGAUGGUAAUGGCUUCAUCUCUAAGCAGGAGCUGGGCAUGGCCAUGCGCUCUCUGGGGUACAUGCCCAGCGAGGUGGAACUGGCCAUCAUCAUGCAAAGACUGGACAUGGACGGGGAUGGCCAGGUGGACUUUGAGGAGUUCAUGACGAUACUAGGACCCAAAUUACUGUCCUCUGAGACCAGAGAGGGAUUUCUGGGCAACACCAUCGACAACAUCUUCUGGCAGUUUGACAUGCAGCAGCUGUCUCUAGAUGAGCUGAAGCAAGUUCUGUUCCACGCCUUCAGAGACCACCUGACAAUGAAGGACAUUGAGAACAUCAUCAUCACAGAGGAAGAGAGCCUCAACGAAAACCAGAACUGCCCUGAGUACGAAGGAGUCCAUCCUAAGAAGAAGAACCGACAGACGUGCGUGAGGAAGAGUCUGAUCUGCGCCUUUGCCAUGGCUUUCAUCAUCAGUGUCAUGCUCAUCGGCAAUCAGAUGCUGCGGAACGGCAUGGAGUAACUAACCACACUGUGAGCCUGGACUGUGGGGGGGGGGGGGGGGGGGGGGGGGCAGCUAUGAUCUCACAUGCUGUCUCAGCAGACAACAGGAGCAUACCAGCCUCCCAAACACACCUGUGAUCUACGAUCACUUUUUUACGAUUAUUUGUUUGAAUUCCUAUUAGUAACAGACAAUGCAAUGGAUGUAAGGAAAGCAAACAUGCAGAGAAUCCGUUAUUUUAGUAACUGUCAAAAAACAAAGACACUGGUUAUUUUAAUAAACUGGAUCUGAUGGAUCUGUAUAUUUUUUUUCAUAAUCAUGUAGGGAUGAAAAGAUUCCCUCGAGUACUGAAUUCAAUACCACGGCCACCAACCCAUUUUUCUAAUCGACACCUUCGUUUUGAACAUGCCCUGAACUCUGAACCUUUAAGUUGAAACUUAAGGACUGUUGCUACUAACUGAGUGAGGGCACUGUAGGGCGUCUUUGGUACUUAAAUCUCUAUAUUUGUUGUUCUGUCAUGUACAGUAUUUAAAAUGGCCUCAUCCCUUGUUUGACACACCACGGGCCAAUUCAUAGCCCCACCUCCAACCCCCCACCCCCCUUAAAAUAAAAUAAAAAAUAAAAUUUCCAGCCAACAUGUUACUUAGAGCAUUGGUGCUCCAGUAUAGACACAUUUCACUCUCUUUGUACAUGUCUAUAUGUAAUAUUUGUGCUACUACAGUCUGUGAUAAUGUCCAAACACGUUUACACAGACACUCUGUAUGCACAGUGUGUGCUAUAUACGGUUACUCUUGUCUCAUGUCGUCAGUAGGGCAGUGUUGUCUGCAUGUGUGUGCUAUGUGAGCUCAGGCAAAGUAUAGAAGCAGUUGAAAUUGAGUGGAAGACACACCAAACAUAUCUGGCUAUAGUUGAGGUGUGUUGUUGUUUUGGACAUGUAAGGGACUGGGUAAGGUAGGGUCUCAGUUAGAAAUGCUGUGUUGAGACACAGGCUUGUAUCCUUUACGUACAGAUCUUUCUUCUUCUAACAUUUCUGUUCAGUUCAAAGGUAGAACUACUCACAAAAGUAGGUCUAUCUAUUUACAGAGUUGACACUGCCACUUACAACAAUAGUGUGAACAAUAGUGUGAUCAUAUAUUCAUCUUACCAAAAACACAUUUACAAUGUUGCAUAUUUACAUAGUUGGGGUGAGGGUAGCUAUGUCAGGGAUAUUUGUGAAUGUUGGGCAACAUAGAUUUAUUUUGUUGGACUAGGCCAUCUAGUGGCUCAAGUGAGAACUCCACCCAGUAUAAUCUUUGACAUAAAUUGAUAUUUCAGUAAGAAGUCAUAAUGUUCUUUUACCAGUUCAGUUACUUGAUAUUCACUCAUCUUACUAAAGCUCAUAGACAUGGCUGGAUGUAAGCAACCUCACAGACCUUCUUGUCUCUUACAAGCAUCUAUCCAGAUGACUCAGAUCAGUGGGCGGGGUGAACCAACACCACAGACAGAUGGAGGCCAAAUCAAAUGUUACAACAGUCACACAGUCAGUAUGCAUAUUCUACUACUGCGUUUCAAGACUGUGAAAGACGGGGGAAAUCAAUUCAACCUUUCCCAGUGGCACGGCCUUGAUUUUAAAUGUAUGUAUGUAUGACAGGCUGUCACAUUUGACUUUCAGAUUUAUACUGAAAUAACUACUCAUGCCAGUAUAUACCAGCUAUUAAUCAAAUCAGACUACAGAAAGGAAUAUGUUCCAUAAAUAUGCAAAUACAAGGUCACAUCAUCUCAGUGUCGUGUACGUCCACACUGAUGACUGUAGGAUUCACUGUAAAAGGUGGAUAUCCACAUAAGUUGUAAGGUUGUGUUCCUGUCACAGUAGAUAUCGAUGUAUUCACUGCCUCAUAUUCUAUAAGCUGAAGUAGUGAAUGUACACAUACUCUAGUAUUCUGUCGUUUUAUGUCAAAGCACCCAGUUGUUUUAAAAAUUCUCUAUACGUUUACAAUAUAUUUAUAUUUGAUUGCACUUUUGUCUAUUAGCCGGGUCCUAUGACACCAGCAUAUAUUCAAAGUAUGUAAUCUAGAUAGUCUUAAUAUUUGUGUCAUAUUUUUUAAACCUUGGGGAUGUAAAGAGAGGUUUCAAAAUAUUUAUAUCUCCAAGUUUACACCAUUAUACAAUUUCCCUGCAAGAACAAAGUAAAUCUCCCCUUAACUGACAUAAACAUGUUGAAACAUGUUUAUUACAUGAUUGUAUAAAGAGAAAUCUAAACACAGAUAUAUAUAACCUUGGCAUGCUGCUUAGACAGAGAGAAGGAAUGCAAACAGCAAUAUUGUUUAUUUAAAUGGAUGUUAAAUAAUGCAAAUAAUGACAUGUAAUCUAAUCGGUAUGAAAAAUAAUCAAACCUGUGUUUA